Messenger RNA from Protopolystoma xenopodis, 327 nucleotides. The record is from the annotation of a GenBank genome assembly. NCBI's taxonomy places the organism in Eukaryota, Metazoa, Platyhelminthes, Monogenea, Polystomatidea, Polystomatidae.
AUGCUCAAUGCGCAUCUUCUCUACGACAGCAGUUCUGGUCGCUGGGUGCUUUCUGUCCACGGAAGCGUUUUGACGGGCUAUUUCGCAUCAGUUGUGACUCGAACUGCUGUCAUUGCUCAGAGAGAGAGUAAUAUCCAUUAUCUCUCGGAGCGAGUCGGAUGUAUGUCAUCUUCCCGUCCGGCUGGUGUGUCAAAGACGUUUCGCCGCCACACACAGCCACACCCUCUCCUCAAAGUCAUGCCUCCAACUGGAGCCCGGCAAUCGGCAUCGGUGUAUGAAGGCAGACCAACACGAGCGCAGAUGCCAACAGUGCAUACAAUAGCGUGA